AUGGGGACCAAAAAUCAAAAUACCAGCGGAGGGGGCUUCGAACUCCAGUCUCAGGAUCGAUCCUCGAUAUCCAAAAAUACGCCGCCUUCACCACCACUAGUGGCCGACGAUGCCAACUUUUUCGUCCGUAAUGCUAGAAAAGUGUAUCACCCGAUUGGUUUCCGCAAGGGUUACAACUUUUCCUUCUGGUUCAUCUGCUGCGGAGCCAUGUUAGGGUUCUGUGCCGCCCGCGCAAUGUUCCUCGACAUUGAAGGGGUAUUCUUUGAAUCCACCCUCCUCGCAGAAAAAUACUGGUACUCAAACUUCUCCCUCUACCGCAUCGGCAUCACCAUCCAUCUCGCCUGCGUCGUCCCCGCCGGAAUCCUAGUAUUCUUCCAAUUCAUGCCCGUAAUCCGCUACAAAGCACUUUACCUUCACCGUAUUAACGGAUAUCUCAUCAUACUUCUUAUCCUUAUCGGUAACGCAGGGGCACUCAUGAUCGCUCGUCGUGCAUUCGGCGGUGGUGUUGAGACUCAAGCUGUGGUUUAUAUUCUGGCUACGAUGACUACAACGAGCUUGUUGCUUGGGUACUUCAACAUUAAGAAGCUACAAAUCGAGCAGCAUAGGAAGUGGAUGAUUCGAGCUUGGGCCUAUUUGGGAGUUAUCAUCACCAUGCGAUUCGUGAUGCUUAUUGCCGCUACUAUUAUUAAUCAGAUGGGAUCAUAUUGGAUGGGUGUAACAUGUGGAGAAUUGGAAUUCGGGUUUAUUGACGGGAAUAAUACAAUCGCGGCGGAGACAGCUUUCAGAGCGAGAUAUCCAGACUGCAUUGACUCAAAAGGAAUGAUUUUGUCUGAUAAAAACAUCGCGAUCCAGGGUUUGACGGAUGGAAGAGUGGAGGAGGCUGGUGUGGGUUAUAAGUUGGGAUUUGGAAUGGCGGCUUGGGUAUGUCUUGUUUUACAUGCGGUGCUCGCAGAGGUCUAUUUGGCUCUUACGAGUAGGGAAACAGAAAGAUUGAGGAUGGUGAGCUAUGAGAAGCAGAAGGCGAGGGGUUGGGCAAAUCCUGGAAGGGAGGGUUUGACUGCAGAUAGGAUCGAUGGUGUGCCUUGGGUCCCGAGACAAACAGAGUAA
Molecule: messenger RNA, 1107 nt
Organism: Orbilia oligospora ATCC 24927
Lineage: Eukaryota; Fungi; Ascomycota; Orbiliomycetes; Orbiliales; Orbiliaceae
Exons: 2
Coding region: 1-1107 (368 amino acids)
Source: RefSeq, a predicted model, not a curated record